AACGGAUAACAGCAAUUAAACUCAUAAUGUUUCUCUACAGUACCUACAAACAACUUAUUCUCCUUUCAGAGUAUCUGCUCGCGGCGGCGCUGCGUCGUCAGGUGCGCACUGAGGCGGACGGUGGCAGCUGUUGUUGACGCCUCUUCACUCUCACCGGGUCGGACAGGAGGACACGCGCCCUGCUGACGAGGAGAAUUAAGUGUUACGUGCGAGGAACAGCUUUCUAAUCUCUGAUCUCUUGGAUUAUUCCUCUGAUGGACGGGACUUAGCCCCUGUCUUUGGUUUUGGACCACACUUUUACGCACACUGCCUUUUACGCGCUCAAAUCAGCGCCUCUGGAACUUGCACGAUGGAUUAAUUCCUCAUUAGUUUUAGGCCUUUUUUUUUUACUCGUGCUCUCGGGACAAUUGUGGAUUGAUAAGGGACUCGCAUGAUGCUGAAUGAUGAUGAUCUUUUGGUCACUGAAGCGCGCAGCCGUACGUUGGAUUAAGAGCCAGAGACUUUCCGCAGUUCUUGGACCGAGCACCAGUUUAUUCUCCUGAGACACUUUGACCUGUUUUUCCCCUUCUAUUGACGCACAGGGAUGGAGAGCGAGCUGAGACCGAGGCUCUGUUUUCUAACCAAAGGAGAGCGCGGUUAUGGGUUCCAUCUGCACGGUGAGCGGAAUAGAGGCGGACAAUUUAUCCGCAAAGUGGAGCCCGGUUCCUCGGCUGACCUUGCCGGGUUGCGGCCAGGAGACCGUGUGGUGGAGGUGAACGGGGAGAAUGUGGAGAACGAAACUCAUCAUCAAGUGGUGAAUCGUAUCCGAGAGGUUCCCCAUCGCACCAGCAUGCUGGUGGUGGACAGAGAUACAGACGACCACCUCCGCAGCCGUGGCCUGGCCUGCACAGAGGACCUGGCCAUCGAGAUGGGAACCCUCUCCCCGCGGCCCUCGCCCAGGCCCACGCCCUCCACCUCCCCCAUACCCAGAGAGAACUCACCUCUGCCACCUAAACCCAACCACAUUCACGCAUUUCACUUUCCUGCUGCAGAAUCACCCACUCGCAUGAUCACACAAGGCAAAGUCAAGAGAUCCUCAGUGACAUCAAGCACGACGACAGACACAGAGCUACAAGUUGAACCUUCACCAGAGCCGACAGGUGAGCUCCUUCCCCGUCUGUGUCACCUGAUAAAGGGGGAAAACGGCUACGGCUUCAACUUACACAGCGAUAAGACAAAAGGUGGACAGUUUGUACGAGCCGUGGACCCCAACUCAGCUGCUGAGAGCGCAGGGAUCCGAGCUGGAGAUAGAGUAGUGGAGGUGAAUGGAGCGUCCACAGAGGGCCUGAGGCACUCAGAGGUGGUGGCACUGAUCAGGACAGGAGGUGGGGAAGUCCACCUCCUAGUGGUCGACCCCGAGACAGACGAGCUUUUCCAGAGACUGGGAAUCACACCGACUGCCAGCCACACCAAAGAGAUCUACGUGGAUGAAGGAGCCGCAGAAAGCGUCCCGCCAACACCAUCUCCGACCACUGAACUACCCGCUGCAGAGCCACCGAUCAUCAACGUCACUCUGACAAACUCUCCAAUCUCAAGAUCGUCUCCAAAACCUCGAACCAACGGGAGCUCAGCGUCCCAAUCCUCCAGGAGCUCCACCACCCAAUCAGAGAUCAGCAGCUCGGACAUGAGCAUCCAGGUCCCCGACGAGGACGAAAGGCGUGUUUCAGAUCCUUUCAUGGACAGCGGCCUGCGUCUGAGUCCCACAGCUGCUGAGGCCAAACAAAAGGCCCUCGCCAGUCGCAACAAGAAGAGAGCACCCUCUAUGGACUGGAGCAAGAAACAAGAGAUUUUCAGCAACUUCUGAACCAUAAAGACAAGAAAAGGGGAAGAAUGGCACAAAGUGAGAGAUGAUAAAGAUUUUUUUCUGUUUAUACUGUAAUAUUACAUACCAUACCUCCAUCUUGCAGAGGUGUGGACAAGGAGUGGAAAAGAAAAAGAGGUGGGUAAGAGCAUUUGUAGAAAUGUAUUUAAACUAUAUUCUGUGUAUCAGUGCUUUGUAAGACAUCCAAUAGUAUUCUCUAGAUGUCUGCUUUACAGUAUUUGUAAGGACAAAGACAUGGUCUGUGGAUGUGUCAUGAAUCUUUCAUGACAAUAAUGACCAUUUACUAAGGGAUUCUUAUAUGCAAAUGCUCUGUUAGCGCAAAGUGUUUCUCUUCAUUAAGUUAUAAUCACUUCAGAGUCGUGAGUAGAGAUUAUGAGCUUCUACGCACUCCUGUUUCUGCGAUAUUAUCAGCAUUUUCCUGAUUUGGACUGUGUUCGCUAUAGAUAAGAGUUUCUGUUGUAACUAGUGAAGAUUUUAUUGUUUUUGAAGGAAUAACUUUAUGUAUUUCCAUUACACAAUGAGGUCUGGCAUAGGUAUCUACUUUAGUUCUCACAUCAGGUACCAUUUCAAUGUAAAUACAGAGCAAACAAGUGAGCCUAAGUUAUGAAAUUAAUGAUGUUUGAUCACCUCAGUGCUUCUCUUAAAUUUUCCAGAGUGAUUUCUGAAAGGGAAAACAUUUUAAAGAAACAGAUUGUUGACUAGAGCUGUAGACCCUCUGAUUACUUACUGUAGCUUGUUAAAGAAUUUUCUCUACAAUGGGAUGGUCGAAACUUGGUCACGAUGUGAAAUAAACAUUUGCAAUAUAAGUGAAA
Amphiprion ocellaris (clown anemonefish) is the source of this 2673-nucleotide messenger RNA. Its product is annotated as Na(+)/H(+) exchange regulatory cofactor NHE-RF2. Gene Ontology annotation, biological process: protein localization to plasma membrane. Gene Ontology annotation, molecular function: protein-membrane adaptor activity; signaling receptor binding. The record is from RefSeq and is a predicted model, not a curated record. The transcript is spliced from 6 exons. The coding region runs from base 584 to 1843 and encodes 419 amino acids. Lineage: Eukaryota; Metazoa; Chordata; Actinopteri; Pomacentridae. Gene Ontology annotation, cellular component: apical plasma membrane.